Messenger RNA from Zalophus californianus (California sea lion), 4025 nucleotides. It is a transcript of the gene DPP9, whose product is annotated as dipeptidyl peptidase 9. Gene Ontology annotation, molecular function: serine-type peptidase activity; dipeptidyl-peptidase activity. The record is from RefSeq and is a predicted model, not a curated record. The transcript has 23 exons. Gene Ontology annotation, biological process: proteolysis. Lineage: Eukaryota; Metazoa; Chordata; Mammalia; Carnivora; Otariidae. Bases 401 to 3076 code for a protein of 891 amino acids.
GGAGCCGCCGGCUCUCCCGUGUCCGCCGCCGCUGCUGUCCCCCGCGCCCGCCACUUCCGGGGCCGCAGUCCCGGGCAGGGAGCCUCUAGUGUGAGGCCCCUCCGGCCCCGGGACGCCUUGCCCAGCCCGGCCGCCACUCCGCGCCGGCCCCGAGCCCGGUCUGUGUCCUACGCCGCCUGCAGCUGGAAUGGAGGCUUUCUGGACCCUCUAGAAGGCAUGUCUCUGGGCUCUGGAAGUACAGAAGGAACAGAACAGAUGUAGGCCUGCCCCCCUGGAGCUGACAUCCCAGUGAAGAGUGCUCGCUCACCUGGAGCUGGGGUGCUCAGCCUCAGCUCCCAGAUCAUUCUUUGCGGUGGGGAGUGGAGGCCCCCCCACCCUCCUGAGGUCAGCCGAGUGGUUAAUGCGGAAGGUUAAGAAGCUCCGCCUGGACCACGAGAACACAGAAGGCUGGAGAAGCUUCUCGCUGAAUUCUGAGGGGACAGAGAGGAUGGCCACCGGGGCACCGGUGUCUGACCGGGGUGACGCGGUCGAGAUGGAGGACCCGGCAUCCCGCUUCCAGGUGCAGAAGCACUCGUGGGACGGGCUCCGGAACAUCAUCCACGGCAGCCGCAAGAACUCGGGCCUGAUUGUCAACAAGGCUCCACACGACUUCCAGUUCGUGCAGAAGACGGACGAGUCGAGCCCCCACUCCCACCGCCUCUACUACCUAGGGAUGCCCUAUGGCAGCCGCGAGAACUCCCUCCUCUACUCGGAGAUUCCCAGGAAGGUCCGGAAGGAGGCCCUGCUGCUCCUGUCCUGGAAGCAGAUGCUGGAUCACUUCCAGGCCACUCCCCACCAUGGCGUCUACUCUCGGGAGGAGGAGCUCCUUCGGGAGCGGAAGCGCUUGGGGGUCUUCGGCAUCACCUCCUACGACUUCCACAGUGAGAGCGGCCUCUUCCUCUUCCAGGCCAGCAAUAGCCUUUUCCACUGUCGGGACGGGGGCAAGAAUGGCUUCAUGGUGUCUCCCAUGAAGCCCCUGGAAAUCAAGACCCAGUGCACCGGGCCCCGGAUGGACCCCAAGAUCUGCCCUGCCGACCCCGCCUUCUUCUCCUUCAUCAACAGCAAUGACCUGUGGGUGGCCAACAUCGAGACAGGCGAGGAGCGGCGGCUGACCUUCUGCCACAGAGGUUCACCCAGUGUCCUCGAUGACCCCAGGUCUGCAGGCGUGGCCACCUUCGUCAUCCAGGAAGAGUUCGACCGCUUCACUGGCUACUGGUGGUGCCCCGCGGCCUCCUGGGAGGGUUCAGAAGGCUACAAGACACUACGGAUCCUGUACGAGGAAGUUGAUGAAUCCGAGGUGGAAAUCAUCCAUGUGCCCUCUCCCGCACUAGAAGAAAGGAAGACAGACUCCUAUCGAUACCCCAGGACAGGCAGCAAGAAUCCCAAGAUCGCCUUGAAGCUGGCCGAGUUUCAGACUGAUAGUCAGGGCAAGAUCGUGGCGACACAAGAGAAGGAGCUGGUGCAGCCCUUCAGCGCGCUCUUCCCCAAGGUGGAGUACAUCGCCAGGGCCGGGUGGACCCGGGACGGCAAGUACGCCUGGGCUAUGUUUCUGGAUCGGCCCCAGCAGCGGCUCCAGCUCGUCCUGCUACCCCCAGCCCUGUUCAUCCCCACUACCGAGAAUGAGGAGGAGCGGAUGGCCUUCGCCAGAGCAGUGCCCAGGAAUGUCCAGCCACAUGUCGUGUAUGAGGAAGUCACCGAUGUGUGGAUCAACGUUCAUGAUAUCUUCUAUCCGUUCCCCCAGUCAGAGGGAGAGGAUGAGCUCUGCUUCAUCCGUGCCAACGAGUGCAAGACUGGCUUCUGCCACUUGUACAAAGUCACCGCCAUCUUAAAGCCCAGUGGCUACGACUGGAGUGAGCCUCUCAGCCCUGGGGAAGAUGAAUUUAAAUGCCCCAUCAAGGAGGAGAUCGCGCUGACUAGCGGUGAAUGGGAGGUUUUGGCAAGGCACGGCUCCAAGAUCUGGGUCAACGAGGAGACGAAGCUGGUGUACUUCCAAGGUACAAAGGACACGCCCCUGGAGCACCACCUCUAUGUGGUCAGCUAUGAGUCGGCGGGCGAGAUCGUGCGCCUUACCACACCCGGCUUCUCCCACAGCUGCUCCAUGAGCCAGAACUUCGACAUGUUCAUCAGCCACUACAGCAGCGUGGGCACCCCACCCUGCGUGCACGUCUAUAAGCUGAGCGGCCCCGAUGAUGACCCUCUGCACAAGCAGCCCCACUUCUGGGCCAGCAUGAUGGAGGCGGCCAGCUGCCCCCCGGAUUACGUGCCCCCGGAAAUCUUCCAUUUCCACACGCGGUCAGACGUGCGGCUCUACGGCAUGAUCUACAAGCCCCACGCUGUGCAGCCAGGGAAGAAGCACCCCACUGUCCUCUUUGUGUAUGGAGGCCCCCAGGUGCAGCUGGUGAAUAACUCCUUCAAAGGAAUCAAGUAUUUGCGGCUCAACACACUGGCAUCCCUGGGCUACGCCGUGGUCGUGAUCGAUGGCAGGGGCUCGUGUCAGCGAGGGCUUCGGUUCGAAGGGGCCCUGAAAAACCAAAUGGGCCAGGUGGAGAUCGAGGACCAGGUGGAGGGCUUGCAGUUUGUGGCCGAGAAGUACAGUUUCAUCGACCUGAGCCGAGUUGCCAUCCAUGGGUGGUCGUACGGAGGCUUCCUCUCGCUCAUGGGGCUGAUCCAUAAGCCCCAAGUGUUCAAGGUGGCCAUCGCGGGCGCCCCGGUCACCGUCUGGAUGGCUUAUGACACAGGGUACACCGAGCGCUACAUGGAUGUCCCAGAGAACAACCAGCUUGGCUACGAGGCGGGUUCUGUAGCUCUGCACGUGGAGAAGCUGCCCAAUGAGCCCAACCGCCUGCUCAUCCUGCAUGGCUUCCUGGAUGAGAACGUGCACUUUUUCCACACAAACUUCCUCGUCUCCCAGCUGAUCCGAGCCGGAAAACCUUACCAGCUCCAGAUCUACCCUAACGAGAGACACAGUAUCCGCUGCCCGGAGUCCGGCGAGCACUAUGAAGUCACGCUGCUGCACUUUCUACAGGAAUACCUCUGAGCCCCCGCCGCCCGGGGCCUGCACAUUCAGAGCACAAGUGGCUUCACCGCCGCCGCCGCCGCCGCCGCCACUGGAGGGAGCAGGCGGGAGGGCCCGAGUGGCCCCCGCAGACCCCGCGCGGCGCCUCCUCCCACCGCCCCCGCUGGACAGCCCCCCUCCGCCUGGAGCCUCAGCCUUCGCUGCCCCCACGACUUUCUCCUUUUUGUAAUGCUCCUGGGUUUUUUGCCGCUGCUUCUCGGUUGCCAGGACGGAGAGAUGAGGCCCACAUCCAAGAAGCACUUCCUCAAGCCAUCCCCACCCCUCAACGUUGCCCGGGAGCUGGAGCCUCAACUCCACCGGGAACCCAAACCGGGCGGGGCCCGGCCUCCUCCCCGCCCUGCCGCACACCGGCCGCACAGAAGCAUGCGUUUGCCUUUCCUUCCAGACCCGCCCACUUCAUAGUGUGUUUUGUUUGGGGGGCCGUUUUUGAUGAUUAUUUAAAAGACAAAGCAAAGGGUGCCUAAACCUAGAAUGGGGUCCGCCGCCGGGCCGCGGAGUUCUACCCAGUCAGCACCCGCGCGGGGGUGGGUAGACGGGGCUUCUUCCAAGCCCGGGCACGGGGGUGGUGCGCAGCGGGCGGGGAGCCUCCCGCCCUCCCCGGAGCUCUCAGGCCGGCUCUGAAGCAAGCGCGCGGCCCCGCUCUCCGCCCGCGCACACCCGGGGCUCCAGCCUUGGGAGCGGACCCUUCCCCGCCUCAGGGUUAUCCUUACUUCUUCCUUUUCCUCCCUGCCAAGUGUUCUGCCAGGGGCGGGCAAGAAGAAAAAAGAAGCAAAAACAAACAAAAAACACCCCACCAGAAACGAACCACCUCUACAUAUUAUGGAAAGAAAAUAUUUUUGUCGAUUCUUAUUCUUUUAUAAUUAUGUGUGUAAGAAGUGGACUCAGUAAACGAUUCCAGAUUGGAAGCGCA